UAUAAAUUUUUCAUAUCAUUUAGCUCAAAACUAAACUGUUUCAUGGAUGACAUAAUUCCAUCACCACUUGCUAAUUUAAAUCCUCGUCCGGAUUAAAUUAAUUAAUCUUUUUUAAUAAAUCAUUAUACUUAGUAAUUAAUUAGACUAUUUCAAACAAUUUAGUUAAAAAUAUUAAAAAAAAAGUGAGGAAAAACUCAGAGUGGACCCCACUCUUAUAUACCUUUCUUCAAAUUUCCUUUUGCCCUUUAUUUACUUUUCUUCAGUGCUUUCAUUGGAGUUGUCUCUCCCUCUUUCUACACAGUGUGGACUCAUCUAUAGUAUUCUUUACUUCCGUUUUGUAGGGAGGAGAUAUAAAUCUUUGCUUUGUGGGUAGAGAAACCAAAACAAAACAGGAGAAAACAAGGUUCCAUUAUGCUUGGGUUUGGAUUAGAGGUCAUCAUACACAAAUCUUUCUUCUUUGGAUUGCUUCAACAGUAAUUGAAUUUUCUGGAGUUAUUAUUUCUUCAGAUGUGUAGCAUGUGUCAUUACUGUGGUGCCAAACUUAUGAAGUACAAUGAGGACCAAAGGAAACAGAACAGUAAUGCUUUAAUCUCAAGUAGUGGAGACCCCGUUUGGUCUUGUAAAUUAUGUUGGGAGAGGCAGGGAAGAGAAUUUGUAAAUCGGGAAGGUAUUAGUCCGUUUGCAACACCAAUGAUCAGUCCAACUACUUCAUUGUCUAGCAGUGAUCAAUCAAAUUCUGGCUGCAGUGAUUUUUCAGUUGAUAUAAACUCAUAUGAUUGUGGUGAGGGUGAACAAGAUGUUGGUUCAAACAAUAGUCAUGGGGAGCUCAAUUGUCUACCAAAUGGCCGAUUGCAGCACCUGAGCUCAGAAAGCCCAAGGAAGAGAGUUGAUAGCUCGAAUAUGAUGACAGAAAGCAACUUGAGGGAUAAGAAAAAUACCAACGAUAUGGACAUAGUGAGAGAUGUUGAGAUAACAGAAGCUAGUAAUGAACAGGAAGCAAAGGAAAAUGUUGUUGAAAAUUCUCCUAGAACCAUUAACAAAGAAAGUGGAGUUUCUCAGUCCAUUAAUGUUGAAAUGGAUACUCAAAUUUGGGAACCUCCAGAACCUGAAGAUCCAGAGGAUGACUUGGAGGGUGCUAUGGCUUAUGAUGAUGAUGAUGAUGAUGAUGAAUGUGGAGAUGGCACAAAAUGGGGCAAGCCAAGUUCCUUGAGUCGUACUAAAGAUGAGGGCAAUGGAAGCCACAGGUUUAAAGAGGAAAAACAAAGGGCAAUGAAAGAGGUGAUAAAUGGGAAGGUCAAAGCUAUUGUUAGUCAACUUCUUAAAUCUGUGGGUGUUGCCUGUUCUAUGAAUGAGGGUGAUAGUUGGGUGGAUAUAGUUACUUCUUUGUCUUGGGAAGCCGCUCUGUUUUUGAAGCCUGAUGCUAUUGAUGGCAAAGCAAUGGGUCCAGAUGGAUAUGUGAAAGUGAAAUGCAUUGCAACUGGCUCUCACAGUCAAAGUCAAUUAAUCAAGGGCUUGGUCUUCAAAAAGCAUGCUGCUCAUAAGCACAUGCAAACUAAGUACAAAAAUCCAAGGCUGUUGUUAAUUCAGGGAGUCCUUGGUCAGUCCUCUAGUGGGUUGUCUUCAUUCAGUUCACUAGAUGAGGAAAAAGUUCAUCUGAAAUCUCUAAGUGAGAUGAUAGACAUGUACCAUCCAAAUGUGAUAUUGGUGGAGAAAACUGUUUCACGUGGUGUUCAAGAGUUUAUCCUUGCCAAAGGAAUCACACUGGUGUUUGACAUGAAGCUACAUCGUCUAGAGAGAGUUGCACGUUGUACUGGCUUACCAAUCAUACCAUCUGAUACUUUGAUGAAUCAAAAGCUAAAGCUGAAUGACUCCUUUAAGCAGUGUGACUCCUUUCAUAUAGAAAAGUUUGCUGAGGAACAUGCUUGCUUUGGUGAAGGGGGAAAACGGCCAAGUAAAACAUUGAUGUUCCUUGAGGGCUGUCCUAAACGUCUUGGUUGCACUAUUUUGCUGAAAGGAAGUCAUUCUGAAGAACUCAAAAAGAUUAAGUGUGUUGUGCAGUAUGCUGUUGUCAUAGCAUAUCAUUUAAUCCUUGAAACUUCUUUCCUUAUUGAUCAGAAGACAAUGUUCUCUACAAUUCCUUUCACUGGAAUAGCAGAUAUGUUGCCAAUAGAUCGGGAAUCCCAUGCCUUAGAAAUUGGUAAUGUGAGUGUUCCUUGUCUGGAUGAGUCUACUGCUGAAACUGGAUCACAUGAAAUUGACAUUCCCAUUUCCACUGGGUUCCAAGAAGAAGGUUACCACAUAAAUGGGGAAAUAAAUGGUGAUCAAAUUGCGGAGUCAGGAUUAGAUUACAGUUCAGCAUUUUCUUUGGAGCCAUAUAAUCCAGCUAUUUUCUCUGGGUUGUCAUCUAUCUCUGCCUCUCUGAAGAAAGUUAUAGGAAACAAUUUCCCUCUUGCAUCCACUGCUCCUUAUCGCUUGUUGUCUGCAUAUUUUGGGUUAAAUGGGAGGGAAUCCAAGCUCACAGAAGCAGUUCCGACAAUGAAAAGUUUCGAGGUCUCAGAGCAAUUUGAUGUGGAAUCUAAAAGUGGUCCUGAAGAAGAGAAAUCUCUUGAUGAUGCACAACCCCAAUCUUUUUUGGUUUCCAUUGAAGUCCCACUUAACUUGAAAGUUAAUGGUAAUCAUAAUGAAGAAAAAAUGCAAAAAAAGGAGGACAUCAACACAAUGUUGGAUUCACAAAGUAUUUUGGUUCUCAUGUCUAGCCGAAAUUCUUCAAGGGGGACUAUAUGUGAGCAAAGCCAUUUUAGCCAUAUAAUGUUCUACAAGAAUUUUGAUGUUCCUCUUGGAAAGUUCCUUCAGGAUAAUUUACUCAAUCAGAAAAGCCGGUGUGCUAUAUGUGGUGAACUACCAGAAGCUCACUUCUAUUAUUAUGCACAUCAUAAUAAGCAGCUAACAAUACAAGUUAAACGACUUCCUAAGCAUUUACCAGGGAAAGCAGAGGGAAAACUCUGGAUGUGGAGUCGCUGUAGCAAGUGCAAAACUGGGAAUGGAAUUUCAAAAUCAACAAAAAGAGUGCUAAUAUCAACUGCUGCUCAUAGUCUCUCAUUUGGAAAGUUCUUGGAGCUCAGCUUUUCUGACUGCUCGUCAUCCAGCAGAUCAUCCAGCUGUGGGCAUUCUCAUCAUAGGGACUUCCUAUAUUUCUUUGGGUUAGGCCCUAUGGUUGCAAUGUUUAGUUACUCUUCAGUUACCACUUAUACUGUGUCCGUGCCUACACAACAGCUGGAGUUUAGCAAGUCAAUUAGACAGGAUUGGCUGAAGGAAGAAUUUGAAAAUGUUCAUAAAAAAGGGAUGCUAAUGUUCAGAGAGGUUGCAAGCUUUUUGGUGCAGAUAAGGUCUCAGUUUGUAGGCUCAACUCUAAAUCUUAGAGAUUCCUUGAAAGAAUUCUUUGAUGUUGAAGAGAUGUUGAAACAGGAAGCUUCUGAAUUUGAGGUAAACAUUCAGAAUGCUGUUGCAAAGAAUGGAAAUGCAAACAUGGGUUUUCACGAACUCCUCAUUUUGAACCAACUAAGGUGGGACCUUCUUCUGGAAUCAUGCAUUUGGGAUCGACGCCUGCAUUCUCUCCUGUUGCCUGAUCCUACAGUAGUCAUUGCUGGUGCCAGUAACAAAGCAGUUCUGGAGCAAUUGAUAUCGGAUAUGGGUAGUGCUGAUGGAGAAGACAGUGGAACAGAAACUAAAUAUGGAAAUGGUGACAAGGGUUCUGAUAAUAGUGGUAAACUGAAAGCCGGGACAAGUUCAUUUGUUGAAAGAAAAGAAUUUUCAGGUGAUGAAUUCUCUUCAAAUAUUCCUGUUCAAAAAUCUGAAGGAUGUGACAGCAUACAUGGCAAUUCCGCUGUGGCUGAGAAUAUUGAAAAGCCAAAAGUGGAUGGUGUAUGCCCUGUGAAAUCUUCCAACCUAGAGUUUGUUGUGACGCCUCAUAUCUCUGUUCGUCCUCAUUUUGAUGAGAAGAAUUAUCAAGCAGAGGAUGCAUCUCUCUCAGAUCAUUUACAAGUGGAUAGAACAAUCCCAAUUUCUACAGAUCUUGCCUUCAAUGACUCUAUAGUUGAUUCAAAUGGAUCUAGGAGGGGUGGAUCUCCACGUUCAUUACUAUCCAGCUUAGAAAACCUAAAUGGAUGGUUCUGGAUGCCUUUUUCUGAAAUCAGACAGAUGUAUAUGAAGGAUCUUCUACGAGGAAAUGUCCCGAAGUUCGAAUCCUUCAGUAGUUGUACUCCAGCACAAAUACCCACAGGCUAUCAAUUAAUCAGGGAGGAAGGGUCAAGGCUACACAUACCCCUAGGAACUAAUGAUUAUAUAGUGUCUGACUAUGAGGGUGAACUCUCAAGUAUAAUUGCUUGUGCCUUAGUGUUGCUGAAAGAUCUGCCCUCUGUUACAGAAGUGUCCAAUGAGGAUGGGAAGAGAGAUAGACUAAUUGAAAGUUUACACAGCCUGACUCGAGUUCCAAUGAUAGCAUCCGUGCAUUGGUCUUCUAGUGGUUCAUCUGAUUCCGACUCUGUCUCUAGUCUGAGCAUUUCUUCAGAAGAGUCACGGUUCUCCAGUUUUGAUGGAUUAAACUUGUUGGAUUCUCGAGUUCCUCCUGAUUCUCUUAAUAUAGAGGUUUCUCUAGGGCUUUCCAAAUCACUAGGGAAGGGUAAAUACUCAGUAGUAUCUUUAUAUGCUAACCAGUUCCGUGAUCUUCGGGAGCGGUGCUGCCCUUCAGAGCUUGAUUAUAUUGCAUCCCUUAGCCGUUGCAGAAAAUGGGAUGCCAAAGGAGGGAAGAGCAAGUCCUUUUUCGCUAAAACACUUGAUGACAGGUUUAUUAUAAAGGAAAUUAAGAAGACAGAGUAUGAUUCAUUUGAGAAGUUUGCUUUACAUUACUUCAAGUACAUGAAUCAAUCAUUUGAGACUGGAAGCCAAACUUGCCUUGCUAAAGUUCUUGGAAUUUAUCAGGUUAUAGUAAGACAGCCAAAAACUGGGAAAGAGUCAAGACAUGAUCUUAAGGUGAUGGAGAAUCUUACCUUUGGUAGAAAUAUUACUCGCCAAUAUGAUCUUAAAGGGGCCUUACAUGCUCGAUUCAGUUCAGGGGCUGAUGGUUCUGGAGAUGUUCUUUUGGAUCAGAACUUCGUCAAUGAUAUGAAUUCCUCUCCAUUAUAUGUUAGUAAUAAAGCAAAGCGUAUCUUGCAACGGGCUGUAUGGAAUGAUACAACUUUCCUCAAUUCAAUCAAUGUAAUGGAUUAUUCUUUACUUGUUGGGGUGGAUACCCAGCGGCGGGAGCUUGUAUGUGGGAUUAUCGAUUACCUCAGGCAGUAUACUUGGGACAAACAACUUGAGACGUGGGUUAAGUCUUCAUUGGUUGUUCCUAAGAAUGUGUUGCCAACUGUUAUUUCUCCUAAGGAGUAUAAGAAAAGAUUCAGAAAGUUCAUGUCAACUUACUUUUUGAGCGUCCCAGAUCAUUGGUGCUCAGAGGAAUCCUCUGACCCUAGUGAACUUUGCAGCAUUGGAGAUUAUGAUUUAUCUCAAUCCAAGUCCUUAAAGCAACCAUACCUAAAUGAUUUCCCUGCCUAGGUCUUGUAUUCGUUGUUUCUCUUUUUUUUUCCCCUUGGAUUUGCCCUCAUUUUUAUAGCAAGUUGAAAAAUCACUGUGUAAAUAUACAAUCAUGCAAUUUUUAGCAAAUUUCUGGGGAUAGUUUCUUUCCUAUAGGUCUUCUUUCCUAUAGGUCUGCCAUAUCCAUCUUAAUGUUCAUAAUUUUGUACAGUCAAGUGAGGAAAUGUAGAGAGCUGCGGUUAUUGAAAGACUGAUAAUGUGAAAUGAAUGAAAAGUUUCAGCUGUUGUUAAUAGCA
Messenger RNA from Durio zibethinus, 5867 nucleotides. RefSeq names its product putative 1-phosphatidylinositol-3-phosphate 5-kinase FAB1D. NCBI's taxonomy places the organism in Eukaryota, Viridiplantae, Streptophyta, Magnoliopsida, Malvales, Malvaceae. Gene Ontology annotation, biological process: phosphatidylinositol phosphate biosynthetic process. The record is from RefSeq and is a predicted model, not a curated record. Gene Ontology annotation, molecular function: 1-phosphatidylinositol-3-phosphate 5-kinase activity; ATP binding. Gene Ontology annotation, cellular component: endosome membrane.